Ceratosolen solmsi marchali is the source of this 4152-nucleotide messenger RNA. RefSeq names its product slit guidance ligand (gene sli). Gene Ontology annotation, molecular function: calcium ion binding; Roundabout binding; heparin binding. The record is from RefSeq and is a predicted model, not a curated record. The transcript is spliced from 29 exons. NCBI's taxonomy places the organism in Eukaryota, Metazoa, Arthropoda, Insecta, Hymenoptera, Agaonidae. Gene Ontology annotation, biological process: axon guidance. Bases 1 to 4152 code for a protein of 1383 amino acids.
AUGCCGAUAUGCGAAUGCGCAGAUCUCCAGGGAAACAAUAUUACGGUAAUCUUCAAAACGGAUUUCGAGGAUAUGGCGACGCUUCGAUUAUUACAACUCUCCAAUAAUCAAAUACACACCAUUGAGCGAGGAGCGUUUAAAGAUUUGGUUACCGUGGAAAGACUCAGGCUAAAUAAUAAUCAUAUUCGCUUCCUGCCAGAUUUGCUCUUCAGCAAUAUGAUGAAUCUGAAGCGACUAGACCUCAGUCACAAUCAUAUUUCAAUGAUUGGUCCAAAAACGCUCCGAGGAAUACCGAUGUUAAAGCAUUUAUUAUUAGACGACAACGCAUUAAGCUGCAUCGACGAGGCUGCCAUUCGCGAACUAAAGGAAUUGGAAAUCCUAACACUCAACAAUAACAAGCUAACGACGCUUGGGAAAGAUAUUUUCACUGGCUUGGAACAUUUUCGCAUCCUCAAACUGUCCGAUAAUUCGUUCAUAUGUGACUGUCACUUGGCGUGGCUUUCGCGAACUUUAAAAACUUUCUCCCGACUAGGACAAAACACACGCUGCUCGUCACCGGCGCAUUUAAAAGAACAGAAUCUCGUGGAUUUGCAGGAACACGACUUCAAGUGCUCGAUACUGGUGGAGAAGCCGAGUUCCGAGUGCAGCAGCGAGCCCGAGUGCCCGCAUCCGUGCAGAUGCUCCGAUGGGAUCGUCGAUUGCCGAGAGAAUUCUCUGACGAAAGUGCCGACUUACCUUCCCCAGGACACCAUCGAGCUGCGACUCGAGCAGAACGGCAUCACCGAGAUUCCCACCAAGGCCUUCUCACCUUACAGGAAGCUGCGAAGAAUCGAUUUAAGCAACAAUAAGAUCCGUAAGGUGGCCGCUGAUGCCUUCCACGGUCUCAAGUUCCUCGAAUCACUCGUGCUGUAUGGUAAUAAAAUUACCGAGCUGCCCAACGGAAUUUUCCAAGGCCUAACGAAUUUGCAGCUUCUAUUAUUAAAUGCCAACGAAAUAUCGUGCAUACGCACGGACUUAUUUCGCGAUCUUACGAACCUAGCGCUUUUAUCACUUUACGACAACAACAUCAAGUCUCUGAGUAACGGAACAUUCGCCAAUCUCCGGAACAUCAAAACCCUGCACCUGGCGAGGAACCCCUUCAUUUGCGACUGCAAUCUACGUUGGCUAAGCGAGUACCUGCACAAGAACCCGAUCGAGACGUCGGGCGCGAGGUGCGAGUCCCCCAAGAGGGCCGGUAAACGGCGCAUCGACAACAUGCGGGACGAAAAAUUCAAAUGUAAGGGUGACGAAGAAGUUUUGACGAAACGUGCGGGCGAAUGCAUUUUACCAGGACCCUGCCCUUCAACUUGCAUCUGCAACGGAGCUACCAUAGAUUGCUCAAAUAAAAAACUGACGUCCAUUCCCAAGGAUCUGCCUCUUUACACAUCAACAUUAUUACUGAAAAAUAAUGCGAUUGAUAAAAUCAAGGCUGAAGGGAUUUUUGAAAAACUCCCGGAGCUCCAGCACUUGGAUCUUAGGGGCAACAAGAUUUCACGCAUAGAAGCGUCGGCGUUCGAUGGAGCGCAGAAAUUGACAGACAUCCUUUUGUCCGAUAACAAGCUCCGAGAAGUACACACGAAGAUGUUCAACGGCUUAACGAGCCUCAAAAGCCUGAAUCUCCAGGGUAACGCGAUCACAUGCAUGAUGCCAGGCUCCUUCGACAAUUUGCCGCACUUGCAUUCUAUAAACAUCCAGGGCAAUCCGCUGUCGUGCAACUGUCACUUGUCCUGGCUCGCCGAGUGGCUAAAGAAGCGCGAAACCGUCACGCUCAGCGGACAUUGCCACGACCCGCCGCGACUCAAGGAUGCGGCUAUCAACGACAUUCCACGCCACGAGUUCAAGUGUAACAGCGACAGUGUCGGUUGCCUCGGGGACGACUACUGCCCCCCGCAAUGCAGCUGCGCUGGUUCGGUGGUCCGCUGCUCCCGCUCGAGGCUGACGGAGAUUCCGCGUGGCAUCCCGCCGGAGACGACGGAGCUCUACCUCGACGUAAACGACAUCAAGACAAUCCAGCCGGAGCGGCUCGCCCACCUCGGCAUCCUCACCAGGCUGGACUUGAGCAACAACCAGAUUGGAAUGCUAUCCAAUAACACAUUCAGGAACCUUACGAAGCUGGCGCAUCUGAUCAUCAGCUACAAUAAGCUCCAGUGCGUGCAGCGCGGGGCGUUGGCCGGCCUCAAAUCGCUCCGCAUCCUAUCGCUGCAUGGCAACGACAUAUCGGUCAUACCCGAGGGCGCCUUCGAGGAUCUGAAAUCCGUCACACACGUCGCCCUUGGCUCGAACCCAUUGUACUGCGACUGCAACAUGCGCUGGUUGGCCGAAUGGGUGAAACGGGACUACAUGGAGCCGGGGAUCGCCCGGUGCGCCGAGCCCGCCUCCAUGAAGGACAAGCUACUCCUCACCACGCUCGUCAGCUCCUUCCAGUGCAAAACCAAACAACAGCCAGCCGAGGUAUUGGCGAAAUGCAACGUGUGCUAUACCACGCCCUGCCAAAACGGAGGACUAUGCGAGGCGCUACCGGACAAACAGUUUCGUUGCAAAUGCGCGCCAGGAUAUCACGGGGACCGGUGUCAAUAUAAAAUUGACGCGUGCUAUGGAAAUCCUUGCCGGAACGCCGGAACUUGCAAAGUACUGGAGGAAGGAAGAUUCAGUUGCAACUGCACACCCGGAUACGAAGGACUCAGAUGCGAGAACAACGUCAACGACUGCGCGAGCCACAAGUGCGUCAACAACGCCACCUGCGUCGACCUCGUCGAGGCCUACCAUUGCGACUGCCUACCAGGAUUUACCGGCCAGUACUGCGAGGCAAAAAUACCCUUUUGCACAAAGGAACACAAUCCUUGCAAGAACGGAGGCAGAUGCGUCGACCACCAGAGCCACUAUAGCUGCGAGUGCCCGAGCGGUUUCGCCGGUGCCAAUUGCACUGACAACCUGGAUGACUGCGAUAAUAAUCUGUGCCAGAAUGGUGCUACCUGCAUCGAUGGCAUAAAUAAUUACGAGUGUAAGUGUGCACCAGAUUAUACAGGGAGGUACUGCGAAGUUGCACCAUCAACUGCCUUACUAUACCCUCAAACUAGUCCGUGUGCUCAUCACGACUGCCAACAUGGUGCUUGCUUCCUACCAUCGCCGGGAUCUGGAGCAGACUACUUGUGCCAAUGCCAUCCUGGUUAUACUGGCAAGCGGUGUGAGUACAUGACGAGUCUGAGCUUUAUCGAUAACAACUCGCUGGUCGAGUUAGAGCCACUUCGCACACGGCCCGAGGCAAACGUGACGAUUAUUUUUACAACGAGCCAGGAGAACGGAGUAUUGCUUUAUGAUGGGCAGAGCGGGGAGCACUUGGCCGUCGAGCUCUUCAACGGUCGCGUGCGCGUCUCGUACGACGUCGGCAAUUACCCGACCUCGACCAUGUACAGCUACGAGCAGGUGUCGGAUGGCAAGCCGCACAUGGCCGAGCUCAUUGCCGUCAAGAAGAAUUUCACCAUGAGGAUCGACCGGGGCGUCGCGAGGAGCAUCAUCAACGAGGGUCCCAAAGAGUACCUUAAGCUCACCAAGCCCAUGUACGUCGGGGGCGUUGCCACGGAGACUGCCGCUGUCGCCUUCACCGAAUUCCAUUUGCGGAACAUUACGAGUUUUCGGGGUUGCAUUUCGGAAAUGUGGAUUAAUCACAAGCUGGUCGACUUCAGCAACGCGGCGAAGAUGAACGCCGUGGCGCCAGGAUGCGGCACCGAGUCCGAUGAGGAAGCCGACGAGGCUAAGAAGGGCACCGAGGCCGCAGCUACCGACGCCGAUGCCAAUGCCGACAGCAUGCAAGUCGACAAUGCCGACCAGCUGGUACCGCCGCAGCAGCACGUCGUUCACGAACAUUCCGAUUUUGCAGUAUUAUCCAGUUCAAGUAACAUCGAUCCCUGCAUGAGACACGAGUGCAAAAAAGGCUCGACGUGCGAGGCAGCGCCAUUCGGAACUGGCUACACGUGUAAAUGUCAAAUUGGCUGGCAAGGACGAUACUGCGAAAAACCACCGACCUGCCGAAAGGAGCACAUCCGCGAAUACUACACCGUGAGGUUUUAUUGGGACAAUAUCGAAAUUGCCUCAGAACGUGUUUUCAAGACUUAA